Trichobilharzia szidati is the source of this 1570-nucleotide messenger RNA. The record is from the annotation of a GenBank genome assembly. Lineage: Eukaryota; Metazoa; Platyhelminthes; Trematoda; Strigeidida; Schistosomatidae.
AUGUGCGAUCCGAUACUUUAUGGCAGUUGCAAGUUUUACUUCACUCAAGAUCAUUCUUGUGUUAAAUGGAAGGAGAGCAUUAAAAGUAUAUUGGUUGUUCACAAGUUUUGUGAUAUAAACGUUAUUGAAAGUCUCAAAACAUUUAUUAACUACACAUUGAAGAAAUGGGACCUAACUAUAUAUCUGGAAUCAUCUACACUUGACGAACUAAAAGUCGAUGACCUGUUCUAUCCAAUUGUUCAGCAUUACGUAAACUUGGGAAAAGGUGAAUCCCCAUAUGUUACUGGUGAACGAGUUAUGUACGAAUUCCGUAAUGAUGCAACAGGAUGUUCUUUUAAAAUCAACACUAAAAGUUCAAUUGGAGUCUUCGACCACACUGUACACAGCAAAAUAGAUCUAAUUGUUUGUCUUGGAGGUGAUGGAACUCUUUUACAAAUUGCAUCAAUGUUUCAAGGGAUUGCUCCACCUGUAAUUGCGUUUCGUCUUGGCACUUUGGGGUUUUUAACUCCAUUCCCUUUUAACAAUUUCAGGAUACAAAUGAAAACUGUUCUUGAAGGUUCAUCUUAUUGCGUAUUACGAGCUCGACUUUGUUGUCAAGUUAUUCGAAAUAGUAUCAAUAACCACAAUGACAGUGCGCAUCAAGAUGUGGAAGGUUAUUGUAGUCGAAAACAAUCAGAGGAAUCCAGUAAUUCUGAUAUUUCUUUACGAUCCAGUUCACCAGACACUGAAUAUCAUUUCCUAAAUGAUCUAGUCAUUGAUCGGGGUUUAUCUCCAUUUCUCUGCGACCUGCUUAUUAAAGUAAAUGGUAGAGAAGUAACAAAUAUAGAAGGUGACGGUCUUAUUGUAAGCACUCCUACUGGAAGCACAGCUUAUUCCAUGACUGCUGGUGCUAGUAUGGUACAUCCAUGUGUACCGGCUCUAGUUUUAACACCAAUCAAUUCAUUAGCUUUAAGUUCACGUGCUAUUGUUCUUCCUACCUCUAUAAAGCUAGAAAUCUCUAUUGCUAGCAAGGCUCGUUGUUCAGCUGUACACUUUUCUUUUGAUGGACGCUCACGGCACUCAAAUCUAUUGCAUAAAGGUGAUGUUAUCACAGUUAGUGCUUCACCUUACCCUAUUCCAUGUCUUUGCAGCGAAAACCAGGUUACAGAUUGGUUUUGUGGUCUAGCUUACUGCCUUAACUGGAAUCUACGUCGACGUCAAAAUGCAGUAAUGAAAUGUUGUUCAAUUAAUGAAGAAUCAUCUUGAGCGUAAAAAAGAAAUACUUUUCUUUGACUUUUUUUACAUUUUAUUUUAACAUUCAUCCAAAUGAUUCUCAGGUUUAAUUAAUUAAUUGUGAUCUAACAACUGAACUUUGUUUUCUGCUUCUGAAGAUUGUUUUCCAUAUUAUUUUUAUCUCUGUUGUUAUUUAUAUACCUGCAAAUUCAAUCAUGCCUUCAACGUUUACUUGUUGCAGAUUUCAAUAAUGAAAUAAUUGAGUUAUCUCUUCUAUUUUACACCAUUUUAUGAUUACUGAACUAUCUUAUGCAAAUAUGGUUUAGAAAAAAAAAUGACUAUCAGAUAAGUGAGCUGU